Molecule: messenger RNA, 579 nt
Organism: Geodia barretti
Lineage: Eukaryota; Metazoa; Porifera; Demospongiae; Tetractinellida; Geodiidae
Source: the annotation of a GenBank genome assembly
AUGCAAUUCAUUGAGCCACGAGAUGUGGCUGUGUCUGUGUCCGAGGACUCUGCAACCAUCUUUGUAGCCGACGCUGUUAACUGCCGUGUACAAUUCUUCAGGAUGGCAGAUGCCACGGCAGAUGCUCAACCACUGGGGGUGUACACUAUCCCAAACAUGCCUCUCUCACUCUGCGUGGGCAACCGCGAUCGCGUUUUCGUGACUGAGAACCUGGCGAACCAGUUCAAGAUUCUCUCGCUGAAGUGCCAAGAGCGCCAGUUAGAGGCAUCUGAGCCACAACCAAUGCAGACACCAGAACUCGCGUUGUUUAAUGUUUGCACCAACAAAGAAAAUGCUGGCGUGCAAUUGAACCGAGUGAGGGGACUAACGUACGACCCACAGACACGAUAUGUUCUGGUCACAGAAGAGGGGAACCCUAAAAUCUGUGUAUUUGACAGGGACGGAGGGUAUGUGGGCACCGUCAAGCUACCAGGAAAAAAGACUAUGCAACUGGUCGAUAUAUCAGCUCUCGAUUCCCGUGUAGUACUUGUAGCUUACAAAGGCGAAAAGUACGCCAUUUCAGUACUGAACAUUAUGUGA